AUGGGGAAAUCGCAAUCCAAGCUGUCACCAGAGCAACUUACGGAUCUUCAGAAGCACACGUAUUUCGACAAGCGCGAACUGCAACAAUGGUACAAGGGUUUCUUGAAGGACUGUCCCAGUGGACAGUUAGACAAGACGGAGUUCAGCAGAAUAUACAAGCAGUUCUUUCCGUUCGGCGACCCAGGGGAAUUCGCAGAAUAUGUCUUCAACGUUUUCGAUGAGAACAAGAAUGGUCACAUAGACUUCAAGGAGUUCAUAUGUGCACUCAGCGUUACGAGCCGUGGACGUUUGGACGAGAAGCUAAAAUGGGCUUUCCAGCUAUAUGACAUCGAUAAAGAUGGCUUCAUCACGUACGCUGAGAUGCUCCAGAUUGUUCAGUCAAUAUACAAGAUGACUGGGCAAAUGGUGAAGCUCCCCCCAGACGAAGAUACCCCCGAGAAGCGUGUCGAUAAGAUCUUCAAGAAUAUGGACCGAGACAAGGAUGCCAAACUCACCUACGACGAGUUCGUUGAGGGCAGCAAACAGGAUCCGACAAUCGUGCAGGCGCUGUCGCUAUACGACGGUCUUGUAUGA
Molecule: messenger RNA, 573 nt
Organism: Phanerochaete carnosa HHB-10118-sp
Lineage: Eukaryota; Fungi; Basidiomycota; Agaricomycetes; Polyporales; Phanerochaetaceae
Exons: 6
Coding region: 1-573 (190 amino acids)
Cellular component (GO): membrane; intracellular membrane-bounded organelle; cytosol
Molecular function (GO): calcium ion binding
Source: RefSeq, a predicted model, not a curated record